Xiphophorus couchianus (Monterrey platyfish) is the source of this 2756-nucleotide messenger RNA. It is a transcript of the gene aasdhppt, whose product is annotated as aminoadipate-semialdehyde dehydrogenase-phosphopantetheinyl transferase. Gene Ontology annotation, molecular function: holo-[acyl-carrier-protein] synthase activity; magnesium ion binding. Gene Ontology annotation, cellular component: cytosol. NCBI's taxonomy places the organism in Eukaryota, Metazoa, Chordata, Actinopteri, Cyprinodontiformes, Poeciliidae. The transcript has 6 exons. Bases 247 to 1008 code for a protein of 253 amino acids. The record is from RefSeq and is a predicted model, not a curated record.
GACAUUUAUGCUCUUCCGGGUGAAUGUAGCGGUGUCAAAGAAGCAACGUAAACAGAAAGGUCGGUUUAAUUUUUAUCUGCUUUGGUUUACCAGCUCCAGCAUUUCUUCAUCUGUAUCUCUCCGCGACCCCAAAACCUUAAAUAAAACACAAUUAAGUUUGUUUAUGCUGGGACGCCAUGCUAAAGGUAGCUUCUUGUGAUCAGCGGGAAGUUUUGCAGGAGUUGAGAUGACUCGGGGUGAGCAGGCAUGGGCUCUGUCCGCUGGGGUUUCCGCUGCGGGUCGUGGACACCGAGCAGGUCCGAAUGGUUGUUCGCUGCUCGGUGUGUCCAGCAAGAAGAGAAGGACAGGAUCGGACAGUUUGUCUUCGCUAAGGAUGCUAAGUCAGCGAUGGUCACUACUGGUUCUGAUCCACCCUGGAGUUUCAACAUCUCCCACCAAGGCGACUAUGCUGUGCUUGCUGCACAACAGGGGAUGCAGGUUGGAGUAGAUGUGAUGAAGACCACACUGCCAGGUAGCAACUCCAUCCCGGAGUUUUUCCGCAUCAUGACUCGUCAGUUUACAGCGCACGAAUGGAGCACCAUCCAAUCAGCGGGCUCGGAGCGCCAGCAGCUUGCCGCGUUCUACCGCCACUGGACCCUGAAGGAGAGCUUCAUCAAGGCCAUCGGCACAGGUCUGGGUUUUAACCUGCAGAGGGCAGAGUUCCACCUGUCGCCCGAGCUGCUCACACAGGGCAAGGUGCUGCGCCAGACCAAGAUGCAUCUGGAUGAGGAACCAGACGAUUUGUGGAUAUUUGAAGAGAGUCUGCUGGACGUUGACCAUCACGUUGCCGUUGCACUCGGACCAGCAGACGAGGCCGGCUCCGCACCUCUUCCUCCUCCCGCCGCGUUCACGCUGCUGUCGUUCGGCGAACUCAUAGCCUCGGCCUCGCCGCUGACAGAAGAAGACGCUGCCUACUGGGAUAGCUUCAGGAUGAAGGCCGAGGCUCCGCAGAGACAGAAGGAUACAUAGAUAUCUGGCUGACAACCUGUCUCACGCUGACAUUCACCUGCCCAACACACACACACACAAACCUUUCAGAAGUGCCAAGGAGGAAACACAAGUUCACUGACAUUGAAGCUGCUUUCUUAUUCCACACAAGUCCAGUCAAGUGCUGUCAAGUUUCUUUGCAGACCUAAAAAUCUGAAGUUUGCCUCCAAGGAAUCGGCACCAUCUAUCUUUGGAACUCUGCCGAAGAAGGAACGUCUUUCAACUCGCAGAAGCUGUUCAACUUUUCAUGCUGUUUGGAUUUGCGCUGUGCUUUUCUUCCAGUAUUUUUUUUCAGCAUGAUGAGGAUCUUUCUUGAAGAGCCUAAUUGAUAUUUGAAAGAUAAGUGGAAGAUAAAUGCAUAAACUUCGGCCAAGGUAAAUUAUGCUAUAGAAGCGUAGAUAUUUACAUUUCUGACAUCUGAACUCACAGAUGAUAUAUAUAUUUCUACAGGAUAUACGAAUUUAUUUUUCAAAGUGGUCUAAGUAUUAUUUUUUUAUUAAUCAAUUUGUUUUCCGUGCCUCUCAUGAUGCUCAUGAUGAUGAUGACAGUAUGUUCAUUUGUCAAAAUCUGGCCUAUAAUGUUGCAUUCAAUUAUAAAAUAAUAAUGUUAAUAACAAUAACUGAUACAUUUCCCUCACUAAAACUCUGGAUAAUAUUGAUGUAAAAGUUCAGUAGAAAUACAAAAACACUUCCGCCUUCUUACUUUUGUGCAUUUAUUGAUUACAGAGUCCUUUAUUGGCAUUCUCUAGGCUUUUUCAGGCAGUUCCUUGCAAAAUCUGGAGAGAAGUGGAGUGGAUGUGUUGUUCAGACUUGUUCCUAACUGCAAAGGCGAACAUUUACUGCAAAUAAAGACAUAAACCAGAGCCCAGAACAUCUGGGUUUUACAACUAAUGAGAAAAGAUGCAAAAGUGUGCACAAGAAUUCUCUGUCUUACUGGAGGAAUUGCUGCCGCACCUGAUCUUGUAAUUCUAAAGCGAACGAGGCAUUUCUUGAAAAAUGUCAACUUUUCCUCAAACCUUCUUGUGUACUGAAGCCUUCUGAUUUUGACCAAAAAAUCACAAAUCUGUUUCCAGUGCAGUAACUUCCCUACAGAACUGUCAUAGUUUAAUAUAGUGGCGUGAUGGGCGAUCAAGAUGGGACAAGAACUUAAAAGACGAAAACAGCAACAGCAGUCCUUGCCUGCAGCUGCUGUGAGUUUGUCUCUUUUUGUCUAAAAAAAAACUUGCUUUCUCUGCAGCUGAGAGGAUGAGCAGAGGCAGGAGGGUCAGACAGGAGUCAAAGAGGCUCCUUUUUCUCGUGUCAGGUUUAGUGUAAUACCACAGAAAUAGACUCUUCUUCUUCUUCCCCAGGUGUGGGCUGGAGGCAGGAACUCUUUCAGCAUCAGUGUAGCCUGAGGCUCGCUCUGGUGGUGAAGAUUGAUGUUUUUCUCUAAUGGAAGAGCAUUUGGUGCCGCAAACGCUUACAGAGAUCAUAUUGUUGAAAUGAAUUCAAAAUUAUGUAUGUGGACUUGCAACACGAUCAAAAUUGCAGCAAAAUAUUGUUUACGACAGAAAGAAAUGCUUCUAGCGGAGGCGUGUUUUUCUUUUUAGUUCCACCAGCCACACUUUGUUUAAUUUGUUUAAUUAGUGAGAACAACGCAUUCACAUAAAUCCUCUUUUUCAAGUAUGCAAUAAUAUUUGUCUCAACACAGAAGUGUUCUUAAAAUAAAUCGCAGCCUAAUGAUGACUCCAA